Molecule: messenger RNA, 3182 nt
Organism: Panicum hallii
Lineage: Eukaryota; Viridiplantae; Streptophyta; Magnoliopsida; Poales; Poaceae
Exons: 6
Coding region: 417-3035 (872 amino acids)
Source: RefSeq, a predicted model, not a curated record
GAGACAGGGCCUCCUCUCCUCUCCUUUUCUUCUCUCCCCUUCCUAGGCUGGCUCCCUCCAAUAGUCCAAUCUCUCUUUCUCUCUCUCCCUCCCACCUCACGCAGCGGCAUUAAUGGAUUCGGCAGCCGCGGCCACCUCCCACCCCCGCGUCCUCCUCCCCGCCUCGCCGAGAACCCUAACGUGACGCCCCGACCCGCGCCUCGCACGGAUCCUCCUCCGCGGCUCCGUUUUCUCGAGGUGUUGAAAGGUCGCUGCUUUGGGGAGCUUCCAGGACGAGGGAGGCGCGGCCCAAUGCGGCUCGAUCCGGAUUGGUCUGCGCCGCGAUUUGGCUCAGGUUGGGCGCUGCCUCGGUGAAUCCCGCGCCGUUGACCCGUGCUGCUGCUGCUACCUCGGAAAGGUUUCGAUAGUGAGGAGAGAUGGAUGUGGAGAAACCUGCUUCAAAGGGGCAUGGAUUCUUUGGCCUCUUUGAUUGGGGUAAGAAAUCUAAGAAGCGAAUUUUUGUUGGAAGCACGAGCAGUUCUCCGGAUCCGAAGAAUGCUGGCGACGGUAAGGAUGUUGAUGACAGUACACCAAGUACACAGUCAAAUUCGCAGAUCCUUGAAGACGCUCCUAGCUUGAAAGAAAGCAGUGAGCAUAGUUGCUCAUCUUCAGUAAUUGAUGAAGAAACUCAGGCGAGGAGGUGUCCCACUGUUGUGGCUAGGCUUAUGGGUUUGGAUUCCAUGCCCGCGGCAAGCUCAUCUGAAUCCAAUCCCAUGCCAUCAACAGCGCAACAACCCUUCCAAGCCAACAACCGUGACGAUUCUACCGGCAGAAGUUAUGUUGGUAGUCCCCAUAAGAUGCCGGGUAGCCCUAUUGAUCGGUUCAAAAUGGAAGCACUGCCUCCAAGACUUGCCAAGAGGACACUGUCUGUUGCUCAAUAUAAGUUAUUGUCUCCCAUGAAGAACCCUAAUAAUAUAUCCAGCAGAAAUGCAGCUGAUAUAAUGGAGGCAGCGUCACGGAUCAUUAGGCCUGGAGUUGAAAACAUCAGUUCUUACAGAGUCCAUGAUGUUGGGCAUGCAAAUGCUGCGCGGGCCUACAACCCAGGAGAGAUCAUAGGAGUCCAACAAAGGUCACAGAAGCUAAAUAAAGCACUGGGGAAACGUGAUGGCCCUGCAUCUUUUAGGCCACCAAACGAGAAACAUUUGGAUGGAAGAUCGAGAAGUUCAGAGGGUGCCUCAUCUUCCAGGAUCUCACAGUCAAAUGGAUGUGCUCCAGUUGGCCCAAAGGUCAAACCCAGCAAUAGAUCAUCAAAUGUUGCUCAAGCUAUCCGUGCCCAAGGAAAAGAAGGCACAAGAAAAGGUGGUAGAAGGCUUGAAACUCGCAGGAACCCUGAAAAUAGCUUGGUUGAGAGAUAUGGGUUCAACCAACAAAAGGAUAAUAAUCAAAUGGUCACAACAAGUUCGUCCAGUAUGCUUGUGCCAAAUAACAGAAAGCAGAAUGCUGUGGUCACCAAACACAAGGUGAAUUCAAACCCAGCAAACCCCAGUAGACAACGGAGCAAUAUUCACCCAGUAAAUGCCUCUCCCAGAAAGGUCGGGGCAGCCGGCACAUUUGCUGGAAUUAGUACUCAAGCUAGCAGAAAGGUGGACUUGCAGCCAACUGCUCAUGCAAAUGUAAGAAAUAAUUCCAUAGCCAAAGCAAUCCCCAAGCCAAGAAGGUUACAAAACAGAAGAUUGUACUCUGACACAAGCCAGUCAAGUGAUAGUAUUAAUUCUGACAGAAGCCAGAGGCGGAUUCGGCACAAUAUUGUGAUAGAUGAGCAAUCGUCUUUUUCAACAAACAAAAAGAAAAUCAGCACUGAGAUUGUUUCAUUCACAUUUACCUCACCAGUUGACAAAUCAUUACACGGCACCCACUUCCCCAAUCAUUCAGUGGAAAAACAAUUUAAGAAUCUGAACGCUGUGUCAACUUCAAGCAACACAUCAAACACUAAACUUGAUGUCAUUGAUGGUGAUUAUUUGGGACUCCUGUUGGAGCAGAAAUUGAGAGAGUUGACGUCAGGGGUGAGAUCGCCCUACUCUAAGGCCGCCAAAGGUGUUAAAGUGUAUGGCACUUCAACAGCUUUGGAAGAUACGGCAUCAGCAUGUGAAACAUCUAGCAUUGCUUCUACUGAUUAUGAUAGGGAGUCAUUGCAGUCUUUCAAUGCUGGAAAAGCUACUGUCCCCCAGACAGAUCUUGCUACUAAAAGUGGUCAGCCAUUUCAACCUGCAAAGGAUGAUCAUGAUGCCACGGAUCGAGCAGAGUUUGAGCAUCUUCACCUAAGUCCCCUCUCAAUGUGGGAAGCUUCUAUUUCAACGGAAACCUGCAGCUCAUCAGAGAGCUGGAGGAGUGCAAAUGGAACAAGAUUAUUUAGUUCCACCGAAGGUGCAACAACUUCUGGUUCAACACACUUCAACAAAUUCCUUGAAGCAGAUGCCUCAUCAGAAUAUUCUGACACAGCCUCAUCAAUCACAGUGGCUACUGCAGAAAUCCCUCGAUCAGAAAGUAGCAGCUCAUGUCAUAUGGAUCAUAGACAGGAGGUGGAGUUUAUAAGAGAAAUACUGAAAGAUAGUUCCUCUUGUUUGGAGCGGUUUGGUGAUUCGGAUAUUCUGGAUCCACAUCUGUUGGAAGAAUUGAAUGGCAGCACUAGGUUGUUGGCUGGUAACGAGGGCAAAGGCUAUAGAUUGAGGCGGAGGCUGCUCUUUGACUGUGUCAAUGAAUUAUUGACUGUGAAAUGUGCGUACUACUUCAAUGCCGGCUACAGCUCAUGGUUCAUGGGGAUGGCAGUCCUGCAGAACUUGUCAGCAGAAGAAAUCCAUCGAGACAUGACCAGCCUGAAGGUUGCCGAGGAGUGGAUGGUGGAUGAACUUGUGUACAGGGAAAUGAGUACUCCUCUGGGGAGCUGGGUUGAUUUCAAGAUGGAUUCAUACCAGGCUGGCGGAGACAUAGUCUCGGAGUUGUUAGGUUCCUUGAUUGAUGAAGUGGUUGGUGAUCUUCUGACUGACUCGUUUUUAUAGCAGGCCUUGAUCCCCUCACUAACGAUACCAGUUGACAGGCACAAGGUUUUUGUUCCAUGUGACGUCUUAUACUGUAUCUGUACAUCGUAACUUGCUCGUGCAAUUGUGUAGCGUUUAUUAAGAUGAAAUGUCGCUAACUUGCCAUUA